UUAGAUUUCUACUUUUCCCCGUCAAAAUCCCUAUUAAUCGACGAUCCUUCAGUUUAAGUCAUGGAGAAGGAGGUUGAGGGAAGUUCAGCAGACGCCGUGGCAAAAGGGCAUGAUCAGACUCAGCAGACGCCAAAACCAUGGCACUCGUACAUUUCAGACGAUUUGCCUCGCUCAUUCACUGAAUCAACAGAUGCUGCUAUUCGCUCAGCGCGCUCUCUUCAUCACGAUUCGUCUACUCGUCUUCGUGGUUUGCAGGAUAUUAUUCCCGAAAUUAAGCUCCGAAUUUUCAACUAUGAAGAUGUUCUAUUCAAAAAGUGUAAAGAUGGGUUGGCCAUUGGGUUACAAAACCCAACUAUGACUGUAGGCCUUGGUUUGGCUGCCAGCUUUCUCUUUAUCAGGGGUCCCAGAAGGUUCUUGCUUCGCCAUACUGUGGGUCGAUUUCAAAGUGAAGAGGCACGGUUUGUUAAAGCUGAGAAAAAUGUAAAGAUGCUGAAUUUGUCAGUUGAUUUAAUGAAGAAGGAGAGCAGGAAAUUGCUUGAAAGGGCAACACUUGCUGAAAAGGAGAUGACAACCGGACAGACUGAUCUAAUGAAUGCUGGAAAACAACUUCGAUACCUAGCCAAAUCUGUGGAUCAUGUUGAGACUCAAGCAGCAGAUGUAGUGAAUCUACUACGAGAGAUUCCAGGCAGGGAGGCAUUGCAACUUCGAGCAGAGGUUGCUUCAGUGGCUUCACUUCUUAAGCAGCAAAGAGCUGGUAUGGAAAAGAGGAUGAUCAAAAUAACUGAAAUGGGAGUUGCAGUCUGACAAGCUGUGAGCUGAUCACUAAUGAGUUGUGAUAGUGGCACUACGCAAAUUGGGGGAAGAUGUUUCAGGUUGUUAUUAACUUGUGCACGUCUACCAUUUAGACCAUAAAUGUCAAGAAAGGAUUGAAAGUUGACUUUUUUGCCAUUGAACUGAUGUGUACUACUCAUUUACUACAUAGCAAGACUUAGCAUUGAUUUACAAUAUGAAAUAUUUGGUAUUUGUUUGGUCCGUGCAUCAAACUUCAUCACUAAGAGCCUAGGAGGGAUUUAGAAAGGAAAAUUGCCGAAUUGAAAAAUGGUAAUAAAAAUAUUAUUAUCAUUAUUUUUCCUAUACAA
Molecule: messenger RNA, 1139 nt
Organism: Chenopodium quinoa (quinoa)
Lineage: Eukaryota; Viridiplantae; Streptophyta; Magnoliopsida; Caryophyllales; Amaranthaceae
Exons: 8
Coding region: 61-804 (247 amino acids)
Source: RefSeq, a predicted model, not a curated record